Messenger RNA from Lycium barbarum (goji berry), 987 nucleotides. RefSeq lists its product as uncharacterized. Bases 1 to 987 code for a protein of 328 amino acids. The record is from RefSeq and is a predicted model, not a curated record. NCBI's taxonomy places the organism in Eukaryota, Viridiplantae, Streptophyta, Magnoliopsida, Solanales, Solanaceae. The transcript is spliced from 2 exons.
AUGGAAUACUUGCAAAGGGAACUAAACACCCUUGCUGAGCAACCUAAAUUCAAAUUUCAUCCUAGAUACAAGAGACUGGGUAUUAUGCACAUAUGUUUUGCUGAUGAUCUCCUCAUGCUUUGCAAAGCUAAGAAGCAAUCUAUAAAGCUCUUACAGGUUACUUUUCAAAAAUUCUCAGCAGCCUCUAGGCUGCAAGCAAACAUUGACAAAAGCUCAAUAUACAUGACUGGGGUGAAAGAUGAUUUGAAGCUUGACAUACUGCAGACUUUAGGUUUUUGUGAGGGCACACUCCCUUUUAAAUACCUUGGCGUCCGUCUCUCAUCCAAGAAACUAACCAUUGCUCAAUGCAUGCACCAGGUUGAGAAAGUUACUGAAAGAAUACAGUGUUGGUCUGCCAAAUUACUAUCCUACGCAGGCAGACUACAAUUGAUAAAAUCAGUGGUUUUUGGCUUGCAGACUUACUGGGCCCAAAUUUUCAUAUUGCCAAAAAGAAUAAUGAAAAUGAGCAAUAGUCUAUGCAGGACCUUCCUCUUGACAGGAACAACAGAAACCUCUAAAAGAGCCCUAGUUUCAUGGGAUAAGGUGUGCCUCCCAACAUCAGCAGGGGGACUAAAUGUACUAAACCUGGGCUUAUGGAACAAAGCUGCCAUCUUGAAACAACUUUGGGCCUUAGCUGAAAAUAAGGAAUGCUUAUGGAUUAGGAUACUAGUCUGGUUAGGGGUACAUAGAGCAAUUGGAAGUUGGCAAGAGGAAGUUCAGUGGACUACUACAAUGGCAAAGAGGAAGUCUGGCAGGGGAGCAAUUAUCAGUGUUGUUUUUGCUAUGGUGAUUGCUCUGGUCUGGAGAUAUAGGAAUUUGAUCAGGUUCCAGAGCCAUAACUACAAUGAAGAUAGAUUAUGCAAAGCGAUUGCUGUCCAUCUGCAUAUUAGAGGUAGAACACGGAGGAAAUGGCAACCAUUAUUGUCCCAGCUGAAUCAUAUGCCAUAA